CGAAGAAUUGACCAUCGUUCGAGGAGUGAGAUAUCGUGAGUCAAUUUAAAAAAUAUGUAAGCACUCCUCCCUCUCCCCUCAAUCUCAACGGGAGAGUUUACUUUCCGAAAAUAGAAGCAUGAGCAGCGUCCAAGAACACGCUCCCAUUGACACAAACAGAUGGUCUCUCGCCGGGACGACUGCUCUGGUCACCGGAGGCUCCAAGGGAAUCGGGCAUGCGAUCGUCGAGGAGCUCGCCAGACUUGGAUCGGCGGUGCACACUUGCGCCCGCAGCGAAGCAGAUCUGGAGAAGUGCCUGCAGAAAUGGCGCAAUUCCAAGCUCAAAGUCACCGGAUCUGUCUGCGACGUUUCGUCCCCAAGCGAGAGAGAGAAGCUCAUGGCGACGGUGAAGUCCCAAUUCGACGGGAAGCUCAACAUUCUGGUUAACAAUGCAGGGACAUCGAUCUUCAAACCGGCGAUGGAGCAAACCCUGGAGGAUUUCAAGCUCGUGAUCAGCACAAACCUGGAAUCGGCGUUCCACUUGAGCCAACUUGCUUAUCCUCUCCUUAAGGCUUGUGGAGGUGGGAGUAUUGUGUUCAUCACCUCCAUCUCUGGCUUCAUUGGCGGGGAUCAUGUGUCUGUGUAUGCAUCAACAAAAGGGGCAAUAAAUCAACUGACGAGAAAUCUUGCAUGUGAAUGGGCCAAGGAUAACAUUAGAACAAACAGUGUAGCUCCAGGAUUCAUAAAAACACAACUCGUCGACUUUUUGCUGGAAGAUGAGGAAUUUGUGGCGAGGGAAAAUCAUCGCGUGCCUCUUGGGCGUUUGGGGGAGCCGGAGGAUGUGGCCGGCGUCGUGGCCUUCCUUUGCCUCCCUCCUUCUUGCUACGUGAAUGGUCAGGUUAUCGUCGUCGACGGAGGCAGAAUUGUCAACGGAAAUCACUAAGUAACUAUGUUUGGGAUUACGGUAUCUUUGAAUAAGGUGGCCUGGCCUGGUGUUUGGGAUUAUGUUCUUAUGAAGAUCUUGAAUAAGAUGGUGUUGAACUCUUCAUUUAAGUUAUUGAGUGGAGAAUUAUAUGUAAUAAAUUGUAAUAUAUGUGAGAGUUUGAAUUGGACCAAUAUAUAUCUUGGUUGAA
This is a messenger RNA of Zingiber officinale, 1112 nucleotides long. RefSeq names its product noroxomaritidine/norcraugsodine reductase-like. The transcript is spliced from 5 exons. The coding region runs from base 119 to 922 and encodes 267 amino acids. Gene Ontology annotation, molecular function: oxidoreductase activity. The record is from RefSeq and is a predicted model, not a curated record. Lineage: Eukaryota; Viridiplantae; Streptophyta; Magnoliopsida; Zingiberales; Zingiberaceae.